UAAAUUCUUAACUUUAGUUUUCAUUCUUACAUUAGAGUAAUGGCAUGUAAUGUUUUAAAGGUAUGAUGUCAUGUUUGUAAAUAUUACUGUACAUAAUGAAUAUUGCACUGAAGCUUGAUUUGAAGAAAAUCGUGAAGAAAAUCGAAAUCGCAAUAUCUGCCAGAAAAAUCGCAAUGCAAUCUUUUCCUGAAAUCGUUCAGCCCUACCUUACGGAUGGCACAAGCAGGCGAUUUGUUCACUGAUGCAUUUCCAAUGCAAAAACCCUGACCACCAAUUGGAAUGGAGACGCUGCAAACCCUCUCCAUCCAGCUCUCCGAGAAGCAGUUGACAACAACGGAGACCCUACAGAUAACACAAGCCCGUGAUUUUUUCACUUGCGCCAAAUUAAACGGUAAGGGGACUCAUUUCAGACAAAGCAUCUUUGCACUUUUGUUUUUUUUUCAAAGGCAUCUGAUGGGUUUGCACAAAUAGGAAGUAGGCUAAUUAUAUUUGAGGUUAUCUGGCACAACAUUGAAUUGGUUAUUGUUGGUGGCAUCAUUGCAUAUUUUUUUUUACAAGCAGUCGCAGUUGAAAGAACUAAAAUAUUACUGACUGGCUACACAAACUGCAGCUUACUGAUGUUUCAUGAAUGGUCUUAGUGAGUUAAUAUUUAUUUUUAUGGAGUUUCUACAGAAUUUGCCUGUUAAGAGUAACCUUUGCCCUUAAGAAUUCAAUACACGUCAACACAAAAUAACCUUGUUGUCCUGGAGAUGUUUUGAACAGGCAUGCCAGUUUCAAGGCCCUCGGUCAGGACUCGAGUGUGAGACACUGCUUCAGGGACUAAAAGGGAAAGUUGCAAGAGUAAAAGAAAAACAUCAGUUACACCAAAUAUGUCAAACCACUUGGGUGUCUUGACCACAGUACACAUAAUCAUGUAUUUUCUUUUCUCUCUUACUACAGGCUUUUUACAAUGUAUAAUGUACUGCACAACUAAAUUGCCCAAACAAGUUCUAGCUUUUGUGAGGGAAAAUAACCUUGAAAUGACAGGUACAUGAAUUGAUCCUGGCAAAAACAUCAAAAUGGCACCCAAGCAAAAUAACACAAAUAAGGUAAAACGAACAUGAACCUUGACGUUCCAGUUUCUGGGGAGCCUCGAGCGCGAGGUUCAAGAGCAGUUGACUGCUCGAGCAAUGCACUGCUCCUGAACCAGGCGCACGAGCCUCCCCAGGGUAGAUGCUCAUCUUCCGUUGAUGUCGUUGGCAACUACGGUCGUACUGACAUUUACAGCAAUAAGCUAAUAAUUAUUUCAUAUUAUAUACAACUCUUGGUAAGUAGACUAACACGAAUAGCGAUCAUGUUUGACUGUCGGUCUGUUAGCAACUUUAGUUAGACCAUAUUCGUUCAUAGAUGACUAACUAGAUAUACUAACUAACGUUAGCUUUAUCAUCAAUGACAUUCAGCUAAACUCUGUGCCAAAUUUCUUAUGGCUACUGCUAUGCCAGGAUAAGUUAUUGCGGUUAUCACAGCUGUGUAUAUUUAAUUCACAUUAACGUAGUCUGUUUAUAUUAGGCUACGUUCAUAUACGAGUAACAUUAAGAAACAACAUUGCUCAUAUGGCCAACUUAAAAUGUCAAAUUGCCAAAGAAUAGCAGCUAAAUGUCCGUUAUAUCAGAGACAUCUAUUGCGCUCGAGACAUCGUUUGAUUUGAUUAUCAAAGUUCAUGACAGGUUCUAGAAGGACAUUGAUAAAAUAUUAACGAUUUCUUGUUUACAAAAUUGUUCGUUUGCUGUAGUACUACAAGUAAUACCAUUAAUAAUUAAUAAAACCAGUAAUUACCAAUAAUACUAUGAAUGUCAUCCAUUAUAUACAUUUUAGUCCCAUUUCCCAAUAAAUAACGUUGUUACGGUCACGUGACAACGGUCACGUGACACGCGCUACCCUGACUAGCAGCUGAAUCCCGCGAAACCGUCGCGGGGAAAUCCAAAUCAUUAAAAUUAUCAAUUUACUACGGGAAAUCGACCCGUGGACAUGUCGGCCCAUCUACAUAUUGUACCAUAAUACUAAAUAAAACCAAAUAUUAAUGACCCCCUUCACCCAAGCCUCCACAAGGGCAAGAAAAAAAAUCGAAUAUAUGAAGUAACGCGCUCAGACUAACUAGACUUCUUUAUAUAACUUAACUGCGUGCUGAAUCCAACGUAUCGUAAUAUUAUUUCCUGAAAGAAAGGACAGCACUGUUGCAUUCAUAACUUGUAAUCGCCAACAACGGACGUUUCCCUUUUUCAGCGUGUAAUGGCCGUGAAGAAGCCAUUACACGCUGAAGGGCGCGCGGCCCGAAACGUCCGUUGUUGGCGAUUCAAAGUUUCGAAAGCAACCGAGUGCUGUCCUUGCUUUCAUGAAACCAUAAUACUCAACAACUCCAUUUCUAAAUUACGCUUAAUUGGGAAACAAUUCUGCUGCUUACCUUGCUAUGCCACAUGUAAAUCCCUUGGCUGUUGGGUGCAGCCUGCUGGCAACGACGAUUAAUGAUUGUGCACACUGCACAGAAGUGCGCCCCCUGAUUACAAAUGCAUUGAACCGGAACUGAAAUCACACGCAGCCUCUAUUUUUUUAACCAAUCUGAUCACAGUUGAUUUAGUACACCAGGUGUGGCCAUAAUAAGAAUGCAUGUGCUUUUUCAACUUGAAGGGACUUUCAAAUUAUUACAUAACUAAAAACGACAUGUUAUUAAAUGUUAACAUUCAAAUACACAUUCACACAGAAUGCACGGUUUUAAUCCUGUCAGAUAAGCCCACUGCAAGCCAUCUCAUAAAUAGUAUAUCUUAGUUUAUUACAGCUGCCUGUAGGACCUUCUACACUUCAAAGUUAAUGUAUUUGUAUAUUUAUCCUGAAAUAGGUCCUUAAUAGGCUAUACAUUAUUAGAAGGGGGAUUCUUCACUUGCAUGUGAAAGGGUUAAAUGCAAAUAUUCAUUGUUGUCACACUAUGCCAUCAAAACUAACUUUGUGUUUUUUUUCUUCUUCAUUUGCAUAUUUAUGGGACACUGAAGACCAUUCAAAGCUCACGGCAGAAAAGGUAUCAAACUAGCAUUUCAUUAUUCAUAGCAGCAGAUGGACUACUUAUUUGUUUUAUUUCUGUUGAUUGAACCAACACAGAUCGGUGUAUGUAGGGAAUUUACUAUUCCUUCAUUUGUUUUCUCAGGUAUCUGAUGUGGAAAUGCGAAGACUGUAGCCUGUCAUUUUCAGAACGAUCUGAGCUACUGAAACAUUACCGCAUUGACCAUAGGUUUCACGGUAGGCGCCGUCCUUACCCAUGCAUCCAUGCAAAUUGCCCCUGUUCGUCCAAGACAUGGAAUGGUCUACAAAAACAUAUUGCUAGAAAUCAUCCUUCUCAGGAGUCCACACAAAAGAUCUCUUCGUUCAAGUGCUACAUUUGUGACAACAAUCAGCUUUCCACAGAGUAUGAUUUUUUUCUUCAUAUCAAUCAACAUUUGAAAAAAAAUGAACAAGUCUCUUGUAUGUUUGAUGGUUGUUCAUACAAAACAAACAUAUACAGCAGUUUCCGGACCCAUAAAUGGAGAAAACAUCAGUCAUGCACCGUUAAUGACUUUAAAAGUGGAAUAAUUGUCACAUCAUCACUCAGUUCCAAUCCUUCUGAUUCAUUGAACUCUGACCUGAAUGAAGAAGAACAGCUGGAUGAGCCAAUUACUGAAGAGUCUAGAGAUCUAGAAAAGGAAUUUGAACUGAAAUUAGCUUCACUUUUUCUUAAAUUGGAACAAACAUACUUAGUCUCCAGUACAGCUGUCAACGAAUUGCUUGAGGAACUACAACAUCUUAUUGGAACUGACUCUGUGCCACUUAGUCUAAAAACAAUUCAUCAGGUUUUGGGAGAUAAUGAUUGUCAUGUGGAAGCAUCUGUUGUUGAAGUGCUAGCCACUGUUCUAUGUUCUUCACAUCCAAUUCAAAAAGCAAUAGUGAAACAAGGCCCAUUGUCUUCUUCUUGGAAGCGCAAAUCGUAUUAUAGAAGAGAAUUUGUUGUAGUGUCACCAGUGGAAUAUAUUCUUGACAAAAGGAACAAAAAAUCCUUACAGUAUGUAUCCGUGCUGAAAAUAUUGCAGCAGAUUCUAAAUUCAGAUUCUAUAUUGAUAAAGACUGCCAAUUUGAAAGGGAAAUAUCAGUCACCGGAGAGUGAUAAAGCAGUUUACAGUUGUCCCUUUGAUGGUGAAAUUUUCAGAAACAACACAUUUCUGUCUAAAGACUGUGCAAUUUCACUUAUCCUUUAUAUUGAUGAUUUCGAAAUAUGUAAUCCCAUUGGGACAUCACGACGAAAACAUAAAAUCUGUGCCAUCUAUUGGACUUUAGGUAAUCUGUCCCCCGGUUGUCAAUCUUCACUGUCAUCGAUACAGUUGGCUCUUCUAGUCAGAAGUAAUGAUUUGAAGGUGUAUGGCUAUGAAGCAGUACUCGAGCCUCUCAUUUGUGAUUUAAUUUCCUUGGAACAGCAUGGUGUGUUUUUGCCAAAGUUAGGGAAAUCUGUUAAGGGAACAGUACAGUGUGUUAUAGCCGACAAUCUUGGAGCCCACAGCAUCGCUGGAUUUCUUGAGAGUUUUUCAGGUGGUCAUGUAUGCCGAUUUUGUACAGCUUCCAAAUCAGAAAUUCAAACUAAGCAAGUAGACAGUGGAGCUUUUACAUCAAGAACAGAAUCCCUUCACGCAGACCAUCUCAAAACCAUCGAGGAACAAUCUCUGAAAAAUUUCUGUGGUGUCAAGAGGAGAUGUGUCCUUUCUGAGAAACUCAGUCAUUUCAAAGUCACUACCGGUUUCCCUCCAGAUCUGGUCCAUGAUUUAUUUGAAGGGAUUGUUCCUGCAGAGAUAGCUUUAUGUCUGUCCAUCUUCACAUCUAAGAAAUACUUUACACUUGCAUAUUUAAACGAGUCUAUACUACAUUUCCCCUUUAAGUGGAUUGACAAAGUUAAUUGUCCCCAUCCAGUGCCAUUGACCUUUGCAUCUCGCAAGACAAUAGGUGGCAAUUCCCACGAGAACUGGUGUUUGUUAAGGUUUUUCCCCUUCCUUGUUGGCCAGAAGGUGCCUGUUGAAGAACCUGCAUGGAAAAUACUGACUGAUCUAAAGGAUAUUGUGGACCUUGUUGUCUCACCUGUUCAUACAGAGGAAUCGAUUGCAUAUUUGAAUUUCAAGAUCUCAGAGCACAGAGUACGACUUCAAGAGGUUUUCCCAGACUACAACCUGCUGCCUAAGCAUCAUUAUUUGGAACACUAUCCUCAACUUAUUCGUAAAUUUGGACCAUUAGUCUGUCUUUGGACAUUGAGAUUUGAAGCAAAGCACAGUUUUUUUAAGAGAGUUGUUCGAUAUUCAAGGUCUUUCAAGAAUGUGUUGUUGUCUUUGGCAGAGCGACACCAAUUUCACAUGGCACAGCAGAUAUUAAUGUACUCUCAAAAACGUCUUCUGGAAGUGUCAAAUGUUUCAACUCUUUCUGUUGAUGUGUUGAAAGAGGAGAUCGCACAAGCUAUACGGCUGAAACACCCGACCGUGGACAAUGUGUGUCUGGCAAAGAAUGUCACUUACGAUGGAUUCAACUACAGAACUGGAAUGAUCCUUGCACAUGGAUCUUUGGCAGAGAUCCCUGAAUUCACAGAAAUCAUCCACAUGUUGGUUCUGAAGGACAAUCUUUUUUUCAUUGUUCGGAAGCUGAGUGCGUGGCACUUGGAACACUUCAGGGCCUUUAAACUUGAAGUGAGCUCGACCAAAGACGUAAUACUUGUGGCGCCAGAUGAACUGACGGAUCCAUAUCCGCUGGUGGAUUACACUGUGGGAGGAGUGCGUUUGAUUACCCUGAAGAGAUAUAUUCAAGUUUAAGGUCUGCAUUUUCUCUAAAACAUCCUAUUUGCAUAUAAUUAAUUUUACUAAAAAGGUUAAAUGGGCACUUAAAUGACACUGUAAUCUGCACUUAUUACAAUUCAAACCUGUCUUUAUGCCCACACAAUGUGUUUGUGAAUGUGAAGUAAUGCUUUGGUCCUGUUGUGUGUAAAGACAUCCAGGACGUUUUUGACGCCAGCCUGCACUUCAUCGGUGGCCUGGGCAUCACCAUCUACAUCACCUUCCUUCAACACAUCCAGGUGGUAUUGAAGCAGCUUUCUGGAGCCUCAGGCCGAGACGCAACUUGAUUGGUCAAUAUGGCAAAUCCGAUACGACUCCUCAUCUUGUUGAGUGACGACAGCUCAGUGAGGAUGGAUCUACCACUGGUGCCAGAGACCGUUGAAGAGCUCAUUGAACAGGUCCAAGAAGCAUGCCAACUUGUUGGAUGCAUCAGGCUGCAAUACAAGGAUGUGGACUUUGGUGGAACAUUUGUUAACCUGAGCACAACCUCCUCGAUCAAGGAUCUUGCCACCAUCAAGGUCAUACCGCUUGUUCCUGAUAGUGAUAUCAUUCUGGAAUUUAUAGACAGUGUCUCAUCUAAUUUGAGUGAGCUAGACUCAAGCUCCCUCUCAGCACAAACUGAUUCAGGUGACACAGUCAUACUCGGCAGCAGCCCCUCCGGGAGACUCCGAACAGAGCCCUGGCCAAAGCAGUUCAACAUCCCGACCUUCUCCUUUGAAACAGAAGGUCAACUCGAGAAAGGGAAUGCUGAUUACACCAGGAACCUAACUAGACUGACGCCUUCGUCAAAAAUGCUGUCCGACAUACUGGAAAGAUUGGCAGAGAAGAUUUUCUCCUACAAGGCAUACCCCACUGAUGCAGACUUGGGUGAUGUUGCAGUGGCUCUGACAAUUAAGCAUCCCUGCCUGAGGCAAUCAGACUCCUUCAAUGAGAGCUACGGAUGGAAAAUUAGACUGAAGAGUAAGAUGUGCAACUAUCGCACUCAGCUGAAGUCGCAUGGACUUGCAUCUGAGCUCAUGGUGAAUACUCUCAAACAUAAGUCACGAGAAGAUCUCCAUCCCCUCCCAGCAAAGAACAACAAAAAGGCAAGAAGAGGUGAGGCCAAUUUCUAUCCUCAGACCAGCAUUGCGACUCCAGAAAGCCUGGAGCAAGAGAGAACAUUGCUUCUGACUGAAGUAAAGAAGAGAAACAAUGAGAAAACCAUACGGGAGAAGAUGGCCCAGACCUUCGACUUUAGGAGGCAAGAGGUUGUGGAUCAGAAGCCUUCCAUCGAGAACCUCAUGGAAAGAUGGCCAGCUCUAUUCCAGAUGCAAGAGAUCAAUGCCGAGUUUUUGCGGGUUGCUGCAGUUCCCUUGCUGACGAGAUGUAUGGCCCAGCUGGACAAGUACUCCACGCAGCUACUGAAGAUUAUCAGAAAGAAAGGAGGAGCAACCAAAGCAAAAACUGCCACGAUCCUGGAGUUUCUUGAUCAGGAGGCAGAUGCUGAUGUCAGAAGGGAGUGUGUCCUCAAAUCUCUUAUCAUCUACCUGGGAGAAUGUGUUGAGGACCUGAUAAAAGAAUACACGACGUCCCAGAUAGAUCAAGCCAAGCAAGAGCUAGACAGUACCACCAUGGCGGUCUUCGUCUUCAGAGAGAACUCAAGCCUUCUACAACAGCCCAAAGAGAUCGGGAUCAUCAUUGAUGGUGUAGAAGUCAUCACUGAGUUGCCUUCCGUGGCAGCUGGAGUGGUAAUGCUCUUUGGACUCUGUUAUGCUCUUAACUUGGAAUAUCUCAAGGGGUUCAGGUUCACCUUUGAGGCUAUUCAGAAGAUCCUGAUGGAGCUUGGUUCCAACAAGAUGAGCCCCAAGAUUCGCAAACUGAAUGGUGAACUCCACACUUCACAGUAGUAUGUGUGCCAUGUGUACUUGUGUGUGUUUGCGGCAUGCACAGUAUAUGCACCUGUGCUUGUGUGUCUGUGUAUUAAGCUGCUACCCAGCACUUUAAAAGGGGGAGAACCUCACCGACAACUGAUAGUAGUACUAUUAUAGUAUGUUUAUUAAUUAUUAUUAUUAUUGUAGUAUUAGUAUGGUAGUUGCACCUAGCCACGGGUGCUGUAGCCAUUUAAGAUGUUAUAUUGUUGGGCUUUGAGCUUUGAGUGAAUGUUUUGAAUUUAGUCGUUUGAGGGUCAACACUGCUUCCAGAAAGCAAUAUUUAAUUUAAUUUAAUUACAGUUCAGAUUUGAUAGAGCCUGUGAAUAGGCCUACUACCAUGUGUGUGUUUGUUCUGGUUAAUUUGCUUGGUAGGCUUCUAUUUUUUACUUAUUUCUUAAAGAUCAUUACAGUUCAUUCUCCUCCGU
Gadus chalcogrammus (walleye pollock) is the source of this 8199-nucleotide messenger RNA. RefSeq lists its product as uncharacterized. The coding region runs from base 6161 to 7750 and encodes 529 amino acids. The record is from RefSeq and is a predicted model, not a curated record. NCBI's taxonomy places the organism in Eukaryota, Metazoa, Chordata, Actinopteri, Gadiformes, Gadidae. The transcript has 5 exons.